AUGCUCGGCCUGGCCGCACCCACCCCGCUCGCCAGGAAAGCCGUCGACGUCCUCGCCCAGACCCCAGCUGACAUCUUGAUCGUCCUUCUUCUCCUCGGCUACAUUGGGACGGUCGCCGAAUCCUCUCCUACGAACUUGCUAUCCAGCCCAGAUCUAUUGGAAAUGGGCCAGAGGUGGAGGGUCUUGAGAGUACCGAUGGCGUGGGAUUUCAACAGGGUACAUGUUUGGGCGUCGAUGGCUUUAGUCAGGGAAGAGUUUGGGUUGGACGUCGGAUUGGGAGUCGGCCUCCCUUUUCAGCCGUCUUCACGAACCCAAACCUCAACGCACAUGCAGACCGUACACAAAAUCCUCGGACUCCCGACCGCCUGUAUCUGGCACCUCGCCGCCAUCGUCAGGGAAUACAACCACGACCACAACCCUUUGAAGCAGAUCCCGACGCACCUUUAUGACGACCAGAUGACGGGUCUCACUAGCGGCACAAGUGACAACGGGAUAAUAGGCACGAACAGCAAGGAAACUAUAAACUGGGUUCCGUUGGAUAUACAGGUCUUCGAGUUAGCCUGUCGGAUGGAAAUGAUCGGACAGAGGAUUUAUGGGUUGGCCGAGGUCGGACGGGUUGUUGGGUCCAUCGGGCUAGGGGUUGAGGUCGAAGUUGCCGCAGGGCAGGAUGCGAAUAUGAGGGGGAUCGGCCCGGGAAUGGGGGGAGAGGAGGAGGGGAAGGAAUCUCCCUUCAUCUUCAGGGAGCUCGACCCUAGUGUGAAGUUGAAGAUGAAAAGCAAGGUACCAGUAGCAGCCGAAAGUUCAAGAGCGGGCGAGAAGAGGAAACGGGCGGCGAGCGAUGAUGCGUCCAUGAGGAUCAUCCGGAGCGGGUCGGACGUCGGGGCGGGAAAAGGGCAGCAUCAGGGUGAUUCGCAAGAGUACGAGCACUCGGGUGGAAGUAUCAGUGAGGUGGGGGGACAUUCUCAGGUUGUCGAUGAUUGCGAGUUGUUCAUCCAGGCCGCUGUGGAGGUCCCUGACCUGUAGAUACGAACGUGCCCUGGAAUCACUUCACAUUCGACAAAUACGAGACGAUAUACGAUAUACGACACAUACAAGACUACAGAGAGUGAAUGUCCUCAAGCUCUUUACGAUUCCACUUCAGAUACCUACAGUGUACAGUUGUAUAGUCAAUGCUUUCAAUAAACC
Molecule: messenger RNA, 1185 nt
Organism: Filobasidium floriforme
Lineage: Eukaryota; Fungi; Basidiomycota; Tremellomycetes; Filobasidiales; Filobasidiaceae
Exons: 3
Coding region: 1-1023 (340 amino acids)
Source: RefSeq, a predicted model, not a curated record